AUGUCCCCUGUACCUGGUGAUAGCAUAGGUACAACCACGGGCUUACUCAUCGCGUGGCCAGACACAAGAACAGGUAUAUAUAUAGCAGCCAGACGACUCAGCCGGGCUAUCGGAGGCGCUGAAGACAGAAGACACGCCAGGGGGCAGCGCAAGGGAGAUCGACCGUUUGUGGACGACGAGGACGAAAGCAACGACGGCUUCAUCAACAACUUGUACCGCGACGAUGACGACGACGACGAAGACAACGAGGACAAGCCAUCGUAUGCGAAAACCCUCCGGGCGAAAUCACGGAUGUAUGUCAGAACCGCGACCUUCCACUUCGAUCUCUACUCUUGCCUCCCGAGGUUUAUCUGCGAAGUUCACGCUCAGCCUCCAGGCGCCGACCUCACCGAACUGGAGAAGGAUAUCAUCGCUCUCUUUAGGAACUACGUCGUGAUGGAAGGGCCCGGUUCCCCUGUUUAUUCGUACCAGCUGGCGGCACACAUGGGCCAGCUGGCGACAGGGAUAGAUCCUUCGCCCUGCCACGGUCUCUACCCUUCCUGUCCUCUAUCCCGAAUGCAGCUACUUGAUGUCUUGAGGGACGUUCGGAGUUCAAGGAGAAUGUUCUAUUAACUGGACUCACUCCCCUCCCCCCUCCUUCUUCCCUUUGCCCCACGCCGUUCCGGUGAAUGGAAUCCCUCCCUCAGUGUCCUGUCUCGAAUUUGUUAAAUGAGUGAAGUGAUUUAAGGAUUCUUGGGAAGUGUAUUGUGUAUAUUCGGAAUCUCAUAUUUAUUCGGGUGGUUAUAUAUAUAUGUGUGUGUGUGUGUGUGUGUGUGUGUGUGUGUGUGUGUGUGUGUGUGUGUGUGUGUGUGUGUGUGUGUGUGUGAGGAGAUGUGAGGGUUAGGCUGAGGGAGACGGAGAGGAGAGGGAAAGAGUAAGAGAAAGAAGGAAAUAAAGAGAGAGAGAGAGGUUAAGAGAGAGAGAGA
Messenger RNA from Penaeus indicus, 965 nucleotides. RefSeq lists its product as uncharacterized. NCBI's taxonomy places the organism in Eukaryota, Metazoa, Arthropoda, Malacostraca, Decapoda, Penaeidae. The transcript has 4 exons. The record is from RefSeq and is a predicted model, not a curated record. The coding region runs from base 1 to 612 and encodes 203 amino acids.